Wallemia ichthyophaga EXF-994 is the source of this 471-nucleotide messenger RNA. RefSeq names its product NTF2-related export protein 1. Gene Ontology annotation, cellular component: nuclear pore central transport channel. NCBI's taxonomy places the organism in Eukaryota, Fungi, Basidiomycota, Wallemiomycetes, Wallemiales, Wallemiaceae. The record is from RefSeq and is a predicted model, not a curated record. Bases 1 to 471 code for a protein of 156 amino acids. The transcript has 4 exons. Gene Ontology annotation, biological process: protein import into nucleus.
AUGACCAACAACAAAGACUCAGCUGUGAAUUUCGCCAACGAUACCUCAGAAUCUUUCGUCGAAUCGUACUACAAAGCGUAUGAUCUAGACAGGGAGAAAGUGUCGCAGCUGUACAGACCUUCAUCUGCUAUUGUGUACAAUGGAACACCCGUGCAAGGUGUGGAGAAUGUCCACAAUCUGUUCAUGAGUAUCCCUGCAAGUCAACAUGAGAUUCAGUCUUGGGAUACGCAUCCAAUACAAGACGUCAUCACUCCAAAUGCUCCUGUGCCGCCUAGUAUACUCCUCAACGUAACAGGCUUAGUAGCGCACGGAGCAGCCGCGAUAAAUGCUCUUUCAGACGGCAAGAGUCUCGGAUCGAAGAAGAACAAGGAGAUCAUUCUAUUACCCAGAACGUUUUCGCAGAAUUUUAUAUUACGCAAUGAGAACGAUAACUGGUUCAUCAUCUCUGAUUGCUUUAGAUUCGUUGGCUAG